This is a messenger RNA of Capronia epimyces CBS 606.96, 2061 nucleotides long. RefSeq lists its product as uncharacterized. The record is from RefSeq and is a predicted model, not a curated record. The transcript has a single exon. Bases 1 to 2061 code for a protein of 686 amino acids. Gene Ontology annotation, molecular function: oxidoreductase activity; copper ion binding. NCBI's taxonomy places the organism in Eukaryota, Fungi, Ascomycota, Eurotiomycetes, Chaetothyriales, Herpotrichiellaceae.
AUGGCGGUGACUCGGGCCCUCAAGGCCUUGGCCGCCCUCACACUCGUCUCGUCGUCCAUCACCUCGGUCGCGGCAGCCAGCAACUCGAGCUCGGUGUGCACAGGGACGUCGAAAUGCAAGCCGUUCACCAUUGAUGUGACCUGGGGCAAACCGGACUCGGCCAUCGGCAUCGAGCGCGACGUGAUCCUGACCAACGGCUCGCUACCGGGCCCUCCCCUGAAGCUGAAGGUGGGCGACUGCGUUGUCUUCACCGUCAUCAACAACCUGGACACGGUGACGGGCGUGCAUUUCCACGGCAUCCGCCAGUUCGGCACCCCAUGGUCGGACGGCGUGCCAGGAGUCAGCCAGUACUCGAUCAAGCCCGGCACCACGUACCAGUACCAAUGGACGGCUGAAGAGUCCGGCACAUACUUCUACCACGCACACUACAAAGGCCAGAUGAUGGACGGUCUGUACGGAGCCAUCUUGAUUUCCCCGGCCGACGAUGCCGACACGCCCUUCAGCCAGAUCAGCGGUGACGCCACGGACCAGAAGCAGCUGGCGGCCGCGGCCGCGUCGCCCGAGACAGUCUUCAUCUCGGACUGGACGCAGUUCACAUUUGCCGAGUUCCUGGCCAUCGAGCAGGCUGCCAACGUCGACAUUGCGUGCGCCGACUCGAUCAUCCUCAACGGCAAGGGCAGCGUGUACUGCCUGCCGCCGGACGAGCUGUUGGCCAACGCGGCGGUGCAGACGCCACAGAUCCUGAACGGCAGCUCGCUGACGGCCAAGGGCUGCAUCCCGGCCAGCAACCCGCUGGUGCAGGGCGUCCAGUACAACCGCACUCUGUCCUCGCUGCCCAGCACCGUCUACGACACGUGCACGCCGACCACGGGCGCCAACUACACAUACACGGUCGACCCGGCCGACGGCUGGGCGGCGCUGUCGCUGAUCAACCCGGGCGGGUUCGCGCUGCUCAAGGUGGCCAUCGACAGCCACAAGCUGUACGUGUACGAGUACAACGGCAACUUCAUCGUGCCGCAGGAGGUGGACGACCUGAUCGUCAGCAACGGCGACCGCGUCUCCUUCUUCGUCAAGCUCGACCAGACCCCCGGCGACUACACGAUCCGCGUGGCCAACGACGGCCUGAACCAGGUCAUCUCCGGCUUCGGCGUCCUGUCGUACAAGGGCGGUAACGGCGUACCUGCCGGCGUGGCCGUGCUCAACUACGGCGGCCAGAACACCACCGAGAUCGUCAGCUUCGCCCCGGCCGCCGCUGCCCCUUACCCAGCCGUGCCGGUCGGCACUGGUGCUGCUACCAGCUUCGUGCUGGACAUCAUGAAGUCCGUAUCGCAGCCAUCCGACUCGUGGGCCUGGACCCUGUCCGGAGUGUCGUCGUACAACCAGUCGCGCGACGACGAGACGCCGCCGCUGCUGUUCCAGAGCCCGGGCUCCAUCCCGUCCAGCGACCUGAUUCUCGAGACCAGCUUCGACACGUGGGUUGACCUGAUCAUCAAGAUCGCCGGCCCGCUCGCCGAGCCUCACCCGAUCCACAAGCACGCCAACAAGUUCUUCGUCAUCGGCGCCGGCACGGGCGACUUCAACUACACUUCGGUCGCGGACGCCCAGGCCGCCGGCCUGCCCUUCAACCUGGAGAACCCGCCGUACGUCGACGGCUUCACGUCGAUCCCGGCCGAGGGCAGCGCCUCGUGGAUGGUGUUCCGCUACUACGUCAACACCCCCGGCGCCUGGCUGCUGCAUUGCCACGUCCAGUCGCAUUUCUCCGGCGGCAUGGCCGUCGCCAUCUUGGAUGCUGUCGACAACUUCCCCACCCUGCCCUCUGACGUCGGCAAGGUGUGCUCGUCGUCGUCCUCCAACUCGACCUCGUCGACCGGCAAGAGCUCCGGUUCAGGCUCUGGCUCUGGCUCGGGCUCCGGCUCCGGUUCCUCCACCACCACGGGCGCCACCACCACCUCGUCGCCGUCGUCUCCGGCCGCCUUCACCGGUGCUGCUUCGUCGACGACCGUCGUCGCCCCAUUCGGCCUGCUACUGGCGUUGGCCGUCUCUUUCUUGACCACGCAGUAA